Molecule: messenger RNA, 739 nt
Organism: Xenopus tropicalis (tropical clawed frog)
Lineage: Eukaryota; Metazoa; Chordata; Amphibia; Anura; Pipidae
Gene: brk1
Product: BRICK1, SCAR/WAVE actin-nucleating complex subunit
Exons: 4
Coding region: 106-333 (75 amino acids)
Biological process (GO): actin filament organization
Cellular component (GO): cytoskeleton; SCAR complex
Molecular function (GO): protein-containing complex binding
Source: RefSeq, a predicted model, not a curated record
CGAUACGCAGGCGCAGAAGAGCCUACCGACGCAGCGGCAGACAUAUUUGUAUCGGCUUGUAAAAACCACUCGGGGUGGAAAGCACAGAUAGGGAGAGAGGCUAAAAUGGCCAGUCAGGAGGAUCCUGUGCAGAGAGAGAUUCACCAGGAUUGGGCCAACCGGGAGUACAUCGAGGUGAUCACCAGCAGCAUCAAGAAAAUCGCCGACUUCUUGAACUCAUUUGAUAUGUCUUGUCGCUCACGACUGGCAACCCUAAAUGAAAAGCUGACUGCAUUAGAAAGAAGAAUUGAGUAUAUAGAAGCAAGGGUGACCAAAGGUGAGACCCUCACAUAGAGAAAUGCACCAUUCCACAAGUGUUCCGUGCUUGCUUUUUAUAAAUAAAUACUCUAUGGACCUUUCCCCGGCCUGAAACUGUAAGCGGCUCUCCUCUUCGUCACUUUGCUGCCUUUACAGAGACAACACGAGUUUUCCCAAAACCUUUUCUUAACGAGUUUUGCUUGUUCAUUCCUCAGUUUCCUUAUUUCGUGACAUUCGGCCUGAACUGCUGUACAGCUUGUGCUCUUGCUAUGUACAAACCUACUCACAGCUCACUAACUACAUGCAUUUUGUAAUAUGUGCAGAGAUGGACUGUAACGUGCCAAUUAUGUAACGUGGUUGUUUGGUUUCCUUAUUCUUUGUAUCGGUGUUUCAAUAGGUUUUAUUUCUCUUACAAAUAAAAUGCUGAACUUUUAUUCUGGAA